Bolinopsis microptera is the source of this 2479-nucleotide messenger RNA. RefSeq lists its product as uncharacterized. The transcript is spliced from 10 exons. The record is from RefSeq and is a predicted model, not a curated record. Lineage: Eukaryota; Metazoa; Ctenophora; Tentaculata; Lobata; Bolinopsidae. The coding region runs from base 110 to 1531 and encodes 473 amino acids.
UUUUAACAUAUUUUACAUAAUUAACUACUUUAGUGUUAGAAUGAAGAGAAAAAUUCGACAAAACAUCAGUUAGAAGAUAGCCGUUACAAGCAACAAUGAAAAGGUGGCGAUGCGUUUAAUCUUGCUACUGUUUACUGGCUUUUCUCUCCCCUCUCUAGCGAAUAGUACUGGAGAAACGUGUAAUAUCUUGAACCACUUCAUCCCUAACCGAGUGCUUCGACCGGACUGGCCGAAAAAUGAUAUUUGUAGGUACCGAGAAUCCCCGCACUGUUGUACCCGCUCAGUGGAGAUGGUCAUGAAGGGCUAUGCGAAUACCUACGCGCACACUCUCUUCUUCGGGCAUCUCAUGCAGAUGAGAGACCUGACAUCCGACCUCUUCUACCGUAUGCAGAGUAUGCAGCUGCCCUACAUGUCUGCCUCUCUCCGGGAGACUGCUCUGGAGUACAAACUGUUAGAUAAUCUCAGUACUAAACGAGAAACUCUAAUCACUCAAGCCACUCUAGAUUAUCUCGACAUCUAUUACAACGUCGAAAGCAUGCCCACGUUUUGUAAAAGGGGUAUAGUCAGAGAUAUGGAGUCGUCCAUCAGCUCUUUUCUACAGGAGCUGGUAUUUUCCCACGACCUGGUACAGUCCAACUGGAAUGUGGCAAAGGAUCUAUUCGCAGUUGUGUUUUCCUCUCAGUUCACCCCUCAUUGCAUCACAGAGCUCAUUCGCUCAGGAAUGACCAAUAUAAGCUGCAAGACCUGCACCGACCAUACCGUUAAGAUCCCCACCUGCUUCAACUACUGUACGGAAGUGGUGACCUCGUGUCUGGAGCCAUACCAACCAAUCGUACGGCUCAUCAACCAGUGGUUUAACCUUCAUGUCCAGGUGCAAGUGAGGAUUACAAAAUACAUUCAUCUGGACAGAUUCCUGAGACUCAAAGACAAGCUUAACAAUUUAGUAGGAAAAGCUUUAGAAGAUUUGCACUAUGCAGAUGUUUGUGAAUACCAUUUUAAAGAUAGGAUUUCAACUGUAAACAACGAAUAUAAUAUAGCAGAUAGGUCUCAGGGAAGGAGAAGAAGAUUAGCCAAGACGACCCCACCUACCCCGUUCUACUCUUCUCGUCCACUAACCAGAAGCUUCCCCUCCCCCACAACCACCGUUACCCCCAAAUUGGAACUUCCAACUGUUGCUGGAAAUCAGCUGUUUGAUCCAGAAAUGAUUUGCUUCAACGCUACCGCAACCAGGACUACAACUAAUGCGGGGUGUUGGAAUGGGACAGGGAUUGGGGAAUAUGACAGGAGCCGGAUUCCAACGACUGAAAGUACCCCAUCCAACAUGUUCGACCAUCAUCUGUCACGACUUAAAUCAAAAAUGAACGAUUUAGAGGUGUCUCUCAACAGAGAACUAGUCAUUGUAGAGCCAGAAUCUAAUAAUGUGGAACCAACAAUGGUUGCUCAAAAACCAAACAAUUUUGGCCAUGGACCAAAUUUUAAAACUGUGACUAUUUUAAUAAUUGUAAUGACAUGGAUAACCCUAAUCGUUUGAAAAUUUUUAUUUAUUAUGUCGAUAUCUGUUAUUUAUAUCUGCACAGAAUAUCUGCAUAGCAUCUAUGUAUUUUGGAGUCUUAAUUAAUUUGUCUUGUUUUAACAAAUCGUUGUACAAAAGCUGCCACGGAUUUGUUUUUCUUUGUGUCUAAUUUAGUUGAUUCAUCAAACAUUAAUUCGUGAUUAUCUAUAUAUUGGUGAUAAUCUUUAUUUCGUGAUUAUCUAUAUUGAUAAUUGAAAUGAGGACAACUGUUUUGUCUAAAGUGAAACAUUUUAUGUGCCACUUUCAGGCUACAAUUGGCCUUGAAAAGUUUGCAUGUUUGUAGGUUUUACUCUUGUGGCUGUUUUUUUAGAUUUUUUGAUUAAGGCCUCAAAGUUUUUGUAAUUAAUUUGAAAAGAUAAAUGUUAUCAUUGCUGCAGUGUAUGUUGAAAACUCGUAACCCAUUAACCAACAAGCAUGUGCAAAGUCCAUGGAACCUAUAGCGUUAUUUAUGUGCAGACUACCACAACAUGCGCAUUACUUUUGUUUUGUUUAGCAUAUAUUUUAUGGAAAACCUAAUCAGUUUAGUUGUGUUUCGAAUUUUUGAAAAGAAAAUUUCAAUGAAACAGAAGUUUAUCUUAUAUUCCUGUAAAUUCUUCACUUUUCAUAAAAAGAUAAACCACAUCUGACAAAGGAUCAUAGAAGCAUAAAACUGAAUGCAUUUCUUGCUGGCUAAGAUCAAAAAUUAUUAAUAUAUUAACAUGUAAUCAAUUCUACUUUCAAUGCUACACUUUGUAACCCUUGAAUAACUUUGGUUCUGCAAAUUAUCCAACAUGGUAAAAAGUUCUGGAUACUCAAGGUCUCUGAACAAGAAGGCUUGAAGAAUACAUAGAAAACUGGACAAUGACUGGCCACUUAACUUACCACUUACUCAAAAAGAUUGUUGUGAUGCUUCCAUCAAUUUUUAGG